Molecule: messenger RNA, 1083 nt
Organism: Peromyscus californicus insignis
Lineage: Eukaryota; Metazoa; Chordata; Mammalia; Rodentia; Cricetidae
Gene: Psmb8
Product: proteasome 20S subunit beta 8
Exons: 6
Coding region: 46-873 (275 amino acids)
Cellular component (GO): proteasome core complex
Molecular function (GO): threonine-type endopeptidase activity
Source: RefSeq, a predicted model, not a curated record
UUCCUUGUCGGAGAGUCGACGGCAGAUCUCCGGGGCUGAACGGUCAUGGCGUUACUGGAUCUGUGCGGAGCUCGGGGGCAGCGGCCCGAGUGGGCCGCCCUGGGUGCAGAAAGUGGGUACCGCUCGGACCCGGGACACUACAGUUUCUCUGUGCGAGCUCCGGAGCUCGCCCUUCCCCGGGGAAUGCAGCCUUCGGAAUUCCUGAGGUCCUUUGGCGGUGACCAGGAAAGGAAUGUUCAGAUUGAGAUGGCCCACGGCACCACCACGCUAGCCUUCAAGUUCCAGCAUGGAGUCAUCGUGGCAGUGGACUCCCGGGCCUCUGCGGGGACUUACAUUAGCACCCUAAGAGUGAACAAGGUGAUCGAGAUUAACCCUUACCUGCUCGGCACCAUGUCUGGCUGUGCUGCCGACUGUCAGUACUGGGAGCGGCUGCUGGCUAAGGAAUGCAGGCUGUACUACCUGCGGAAUGGGGAACGCAUCUCCGUGUCUGCGGCCUCCAAGCUGCUCUCCAACAUGAUGCUGCAGUACCGGGGCAUGGGCCUCUCCAUGGGCAGCAUGAUCUGCGGCUGGGACAAGAAGGGACCAGGACUCUACUAUGUAGAUGAAAAUGGGACUCGGCUCUCAGGACAGAUGUUCUCCACCGGCAGCGGGAACACCUAUGCCUAUGGGGUGAUGGACAGUGGCUACCGGCAGGAUCUCAGUCCUGAAGAGGCCUAUGACCUUGGCCGCAGGGCUAUUGUUCACGCCACCCACAGAGAUUGCUAUUCUGGAGGCGUUGUUAAUAUGUACCACAUGAAGGAAGACGGCUGGGUGAAAGUGGAAAGUUCCGAUGUCAGUGACCUGAUGCACAAGUACCGGGAGGCCAAUCAGUGAUGGCGGUGGCUGCUGGGCAGGUGGCUCCUGGCAAGCCUGGUGGACUCGGGGACCUGGGCCAACUUCAGUCCCAGGAGAAAGGAGGGCCCAACCUGGGCCGGAGACAGAAAGCUCUGAGGCCAUGGAGACGGCCAGGUUCACCCUCGUCUCACUGAACACUCCAUCCCUGGAUACCUUCUAAGUACAAUAAAAGAAAACGGUUAUACGUGU